This is a messenger RNA of Python bivittatus (Burmese python), 659 nucleotides long. The record is from RefSeq and is a predicted model, not a curated record. NCBI's taxonomy places the organism in Eukaryota, Metazoa, Chordata, Lepidosauria, Squamata, Pythonidae.
AGGAAGGCGCUGAGCUCAAACUACGGAAGCUCGGCAGCGCAGCGGCCUUCAGGGCGCCUGAGCUUGUUAAAAUGGGUCGCCAUUCAUCAGACACUGAAGAAGAGAACAGAAGCAGAAGAAAAAAGAAACAUCGUAGAAGGUCAUCUUCAAGCAGUUCCUCAGACAGUAGAAUUUACAGCCAUAAAAAAUCAGGAAGGAAAUCAAGAUCACCGUCUCGAGAUCUCCAGUUUCGUUCACAUUCAUAUGAAAAGAGGCGAAGGCAUCGAUCUAGCAGCAGUUCUUCAUAUGGGUCCAAGAGAAAACGGAGCCGGAGCCGAUCAAGAGCACAAGGAAAAUCAUAUCGGCCUCAGAGAUCAAGAUCAAAAAGCAGAACAAGAAGAUCACAUUCCAGACCUCAGCAACGAUCCUAUAGCCGCAGCAGUGAAAGAACUAGUCACAGGAGAACCCGUAGUGGGUCUCGUGAAAAAGAGAGACGUAAAGGCAGAGAUAAAGAGAAAGCAAGGGAAAAGGAAAGAUCCAGAGGAAAAGAGAAGGAGCAGCAUUACAACAAAAGUGGGGAUGCUGGAAACAUCAAAACUGGAUUAGAACAUCUGGUAAGUUGUAAUUUUCUGUUGAAUAUUUGCAUCAUCUUUGAUAUCUGCAUUCUAGAACAGUUCUGA